CGCGCCGCUACCGAGCUGAUCGAGGACAUGUCCCAGACGCCGGUGGAUUAUCUCCGGGCCAUCGGCUCUCCCAUGACGAGCCAUGGCCAUCUUCCUCGAGAACCUGGGCCCCUCCCUCCCCUCGGCCGUGGAAGCCGGACACAGGCUCUCUCGCCACAUCGGCCGCAUCGACGACUACCUGGCCAAGACGCAGCCGCCAGACAGUUCCUCCUCCAUCCUGAACGAGCCCGAGGCGUCGCAAGUGGCGCCGGGCCAGAGAACCGCCGAGGUGCCGAUUCACCAUUUCGUCGUGCCGCACGCCAACUACACCAUCCCCUUGGAGUAUCUGGAGCAUAUUCCGUGGCCGGGCUCGUUUAGUGGCCUGACUGCCGAUGUGGACUGGGCUGGCCAGUUUCAGGCUUAUAACGCGGGAGCCGGCUGAAAGGCUUGUGUUGCGGCCUGUUUAUUUUGGCGCACGCUCCCGUCAACGACGACGACGACGACAUCAAACGGCCGUAUAGAGGCUGAAACAUGAAC
This is a messenger RNA of Sodiomyces alkalinus F11, 516 nucleotides long. RefSeq lists its product as hypothetical. The transcript is spliced from 2 exons. The record is from RefSeq and is a predicted model, not a curated record. Lineage: Eukaryota; Fungi; Ascomycota; Sordariomycetes; Glomerellales; Plectosphaerellaceae. Bases 83 to 421 code for a protein of 112 amino acids.